Molecule: messenger RNA, 1968 nt
Organism: Zasmidium cellare ATCC 36951
Lineage: Eukaryota; Fungi; Ascomycota; Dothideomycetes; Mycosphaerellales; Mycosphaerellaceae
Exons: 3
Coding region: 1-1968 (655 amino acids)
Source: RefSeq, a predicted model, not a curated record
AUGGGCCGCUCUUGGAUGAAGCCAGCACCAGCGGCUAAAACGAAGUCGGAUAAAGAAGCCAAGAGAGAGAAGGCGAGGGCCCAGCGGAGACGAAUGCAUGCGCGGAACCUGAUCUCUCAAUGGCAAAAGAAUGAAAUGCGAGCCAAAGUCCAUUCGGAUCCCAUCGAGUUCGAGACUGACCGGCAGAAGUUGGUAGACCACGCGAAGGCCGUGAAAUAUUUCAGGCGGGAGAAGAAGCUACUCAAGGAACUACUUGCCUACUAUGGGUUCAGUUCAUCGAUGCUGAGCGAACGCCAGAAAGAAAAGCUCGAAGAUUCGAAAUGGGAUACGCCGAAGCAUCUUUUCCGCGUGGCAUCGGACAUCAGCGCCAGGCACUAUCAAUCGACAAAGGGUCUAGACAGCAAAGACAUCCACGUUCCCGCCAUCUCUUGUGUGAAACACGACGGCAAAGGACUUGAAAAGGGAAUACACCACAUCGCCAACAGCUUAAUCGAGGAGCGAGACAUCAUCAGCAAGUUGGGCCACAGACUCAUGUGGGACGACCGCAAUAGCGAUCCAUUCCUCUCAUGGACGCCUUCGAUGCUCUUCGUGCUGGUUCUAGGUACAGCUCGAAAGGCUCGAGGGGAGAGAAGCAUCCACAUCACCAGUGUCGAUACCGAGCAAGCGCAACAGGCCAAGAUUGUCAAGUCAGAGUACAAAGUCGAGAGGAACGCAGAUCAGUCGAUCGCCCUGCGUCUGGACAACGGCACGGUCACCCGAGCUGGUUCCACCAAAUUCUACUCUGCAGAGCGUCUGCUGAGAGUCACGAAUGCUCGCUGUUGGAACAACUGGAAGCCUGGUCAGGUCAGCAAGCUCACAAACGACUGGUACACGGGCGAGUGGCUGUCUCAUGGCAUCGUUCUAUCCGACAAAAACAGCUACCGCGCAAACCUACUCGACAUCCUGGACGAUGAGCUCUACGACUACCACGAGCAGCUAGUGACUGCAGAGAACGAAGAUAUGAAGAGUCUCUACCAUCGUUGCGUACGAGCGCGGAGUCUAGCAUUUUCCGUCCACAACGAAGCCACAUUACUGACCAUCGAGGAGCUACAAAAGGCCAGCAGACACGCGGCCAGAUUCGUGGUCUCGGGAAAUGACAAGGAGAAGCAAGAAGAGCUGGACAGCCUUGUGCCUCCGUUGCACAUCUUCCUCAGCAUCCUCGGCCUUAAGAAAAGAGUCCGAAAAGACCACCUCUUCAUGCAAUGGAUCCGAGACCACUACACUCCCUCAGACAUCACGGCAUGCGACUACUCCAAAACCACCAAAAUCGCCAACAACCUGCCCGAAGUGAUGGAAACGCUCCACCUCGCCCGCGACGCCUGCAUCGCUCUCCUCGCCCCGGAAAUCCCCGCCAUCCACGUCUGGCUCGCGGAUCCGGACUUUGAUUUCGAUGGGCAAUGGCUGCAUCAAUUUCCUAAGGAGGUCAAGAUCAAGGCGUCGAGGGCGGGGAAGCCGAAGUUGGGGGAAGUGCCGAAUUUCGAUAAGGAUGGGAUGGCGCUUGAGGUUGUUGUGGGGAGGGAGGGGUGGGUUGUGCGGAGGGAGUGGAAGGAUGAGGGGGAGGUGGAGGAUGAGGAAGAACAAGGAGAUGGAGAAGAGGCUCAGAGCCAGGAGGAUCGAUCGAUGGAUCUCGAAGCGAUGGUUUCUGUCGAAGACGAAGGCGAGGAAGCAGCCGCCGAGAAAGAGGGUGUAGAUGAGGAGAUGGUGGUAGAUGCUCCUGACGAAGCGCGAGCAAGAGUGACGGACGAGGAUGAGGAUGAGGGAGAGGGAGGCAAUGAGAUCCCAGACGUGCAGAUGAGUGGAGGGGAUGUACGGGCUCUGGGCUCGAGCAUAUCCGAAGGUGAUGUGACGGCCUCCGACGACGACGGCGGUGCAAAGCAGAAGCAACCCGAGUCUGAGAUGGCAAGGGAAGAGGACAUGGCACUGGUCUAA